AUGCCAAAAGCAUAUAUACUUUAUAUUAUAUAUACUUUACUGCUUCCAAAGUCUACCAUGGAAGAUCAUAAUCAUAUGGACCAUUCAAAUCAUAACAUGGACAAUAUGGUGCAUAGUAUGGUUCAUAAUAUAAUAGAUCACCCAAUGAGUGUGAAUGAUACAAGUUUCCUUAACAAUCUGAGUGGAACAAAUUCAAGUGAAAAUCAUCACCUUCAUCAUAGGUCACAUGAAAAUCAUCAUGAUGGUCAUGAUAUGCAUGGAGGAAUGACAUUCCAUGGAGGAUAUAUGGUGACAAUACUUUUUUCAUGGUGGGAAGUUACAGAUAUUGGAGAGUUUAUUGGAUCAUUUUUGGCUAUAUUUCUGUUAGCUCUAAUUUAUGAGGGAUUAAAAUACUACAGGAAACAUUUGCUAUGGAAAACUUAUACAGGACUCCACUACUGUGCAGUGGCACCACCAGAUAAGCGUGUAGCAAAUAUUUGUGCAGAUGAACCUCAAGUAAUACAGCCUAUGCCACAUGUUCUGGAAAGAAAUAUCCCGACAAUGUUAAGUAUCGAACAUGCAUGGCAGACUGUACUUCAUGGCAUACAAGUACUAGUAAGCUACAUGUUAAUGUUGGUGUUUAUGACUUACAAUACAUGGCUGUGUGCUGCUGUGGUCCUUGGAUCUGCAACUGGAUAUUUUCUUUUUGGUUGGAGAGAAUCAGUGGUAGUGGACUUUACAGAACACUGUCAC
Brenthis ino (lesser marbled fritillary) is the source of this 732-nucleotide messenger RNA. The record is from the annotation of a GenBank genome assembly. Lineage: Eukaryota; Metazoa; Arthropoda; Insecta; Lepidoptera; Nymphalidae.